AAAAAAAAUCUACUCAUCAGUGAAUUCUGAAAAAUACAAUCUGUGACAGAAGAAAAACAAAGAAAAAAGUUAAAGCAGACAUGAAGGUCCAGAAGGGAUGGAGCUGCAUUGUGUUCAUUCUGAUCCACAUGACACACACCGCUUGGACACAGCGGUUUCAAGUCACUGGACCUUCUUCAGCUGUUCUUGCUUUUGCUGGUGAAGAUGUCACCCUACCUGCCUCAUUCUCACCAGUUAUCAGUGCUAAGUGGUUUGAAGUGAGGUGGUUUAGAGACAACUUUGACUCUCCAGUACUUCUGUACCAGAAUUUCCAAAUCAGACCUGAGCAUCAGAUGCAGGCUUAUAAGGGAAGGACAGCACUUUUCAGAGAAGAGCUGCUGAAUGGAAACGUGUCUCUGAGACUGCAGGACGUCCGUGUUUCUGACCGUGGGCUCUACAAAUGUUUUGUGGAGUUUGAACUAUGGAAUGAUGAAGUUCACAUCACUCUGAAUGUUGAAGCUUUAGGUGGUCAGCCCUCCAUUUCCAUGAGCUCUCCAGAGAACCAGCAGAUCAGAUUGGAGUGCACGUCUGACAAGUGGGGCACCACACCAGACGUGACCUGGAGGGGCAUGAAUGGAGUGGACAAGACGUCUGAGUCCAGUAUCACUGAAGAGUGGGACAAUGAGGGAUUUCUUAGAGUCAGUAGCUUCAUCCCUAUCAAGCAGGAGUUCAACGUGUUCUCCUGUCUCAUGAGAAAUAAAGUGCCAAAGCCUGACUGGCAUUCGGGCCUUACCGUCUACGUUUUCUCCCCGGGAGUCUCAGGCUGGUUGGUGGUCUUCUGGUUAUCAUUGCUUCUGUAUGUGGCUGUGGCGGCUUUACUGAUAUUUCAAUGGAGGAGAAUGAGAGGACAUAAAGCAAGAUAUGAAUCCAAAGCUUGCUUUCUAUUAUUGUGUUACCUGAGAACGGAACUUGAGAAGAUCAAAGCUCCAGCUUUCUCACAGACCAUUCCUAAGGCUCUCAAAAGAUACCAUCAUGAAGAUCUUCUCAAGAUCACCGAGCACUUCAGGCCCUGCCUGGCCUAUCUGAUUAAAGCUAAGAUGACAAAUAUCCUGGAGAGCCUGGUCAGCAAGGAGAUCCUCACCAAUGAUGAGAUGGUGAAAGUCAAAGAAGAGCCUGAGGCGACAGAGUAUGUGGAUUCCGUCAUCAGUGAAGUAAUGAAGAAGGACAGAAUGGUGUUAAUCAGCCUGUGGGAGACGCUAGCUGAGCAACUUGAAACAUUCAAAUCACCAAACCUCAUAGCAUUAAUCAAGGAGGUGACAGAAGCAAGAAAUAAACUUUUAGAGGAGAUUGACACCAGAAACGAGCCACCUGUCUCUGACCCUCUUGCUAAAGACCUCCAUGAGACACACAGACAGGCUGUGUCUGAAUCCACAAGAACUCUGAAUGCUCAGGCUUCUCCUGGAGAUCCACACACCACAGCUGUGGGCUUUGAGACUCUAUACACAGAGUUGGUGGUCAUUAAACGGGACACCAAAAGCCAUAAUGAGACUGAACAUGAACUUACAAAAACUGGGAGAAUUCAUGAAAAUCUCAUGAAGAAAGGAGCAGCACAGAAAUGUGAACGAAUCUGGACUGAGCAGCUGUUUAGGAAAAGUCCUGUAAGUGUAAAUCCAGUCAACAUCAUAGUGGUCAGUGGGAUGGUGGGAAUAGGGAAGACCACCAUGGUACAGAAGAUCAUGUAUGACUGGGCCAGAGGCACUCAGUACCAGAGGUUUGCAUUUGUGUUCCUGUUUAAAUUCAGAGAGCUUAACUUCCUAGACAAUGUGAAUGAGCCACAAAUGUCACUGACCAAACUGAUUGAAAGGCACUAUAAAUAUCUCAGUAAUGAUCAACUGAAAGAUGUUCUCAAGAAUCCUGAAUCUCUCCUUUUUAUAUUCGAUGGACUGGAAGAAUACAAACACAAACUGAACUUCACACCGAGUCAACUCUGCUCAAACUCAGACGUUGAGGUGCCUGUCCACAUUCUGGUCACCAGUCUGGUCAGUCGGACAUUACUGAAGGGCUGCUCAGUCCUGAUAACAAGCAGACUAACAGCCCUGGAAGCCAUGGACAUGGAAAGAGUCGAUCAGUUUGUAGAGAUCCUGGGGUUCUUCCCUGAGCAAAGGCUGAUGUACUGUAAGAAGUUCUUUGGUGACGCUGCUCUGGGUGCUGAGGCUUUUCAGUAUGUCAAGGAGAACACCAUCCUGUACUCAAUGUGCUUCAACCCCUUGUACUGUUGGAUGAUCUGCUCUGCACUGCAGAGACACUUUAUGACACCUGAAAAAGCCAAAAGUGAAGCUCUGAAAGUAGGUCAGUGGCUCUGUGAGACUCAGAAUAAGGAGUUAAUUAGAGACACCAUUGGAGAGGAGUUAAAGAUGAACUUUAGCAACAUGACUUUAUCUGCUGUGGACUGUGCUGUGCUGGUUGCUGUCAUCAGCUGCUGUGGAGAGCUUAAAGAACUUGACCUGUCAGAGACACUUCUCACCGCCGAGUACAUCAUGAGACUGGAGCCGGGGCUCAGCUGCUGCAGUGUAGUUUGGCUGGUGUCAUGUCGUCUCACUUCCAGAUGUUGCUCAGUUCUCUCCUUGGCUCUCUCUGCUCCAAACUCACGGCUGACUGAACUGUGGCUGAGUGAGAACAACAAGAUGGAGGACUCAGGAGUGGAGCAGCUGUGUGAGGGGCUCAGGAGUCCAAACUGUAAACUGGAGACACUGUGGUUGGACUCUUGUGGUCUCACCUCGGCCUGCUGCUCAGCUCUCUCCUCGGUCCUCUCGUCUCCAAACUCACGGCUGACGUAUCUGAACCUGAACUUCAACAACCUGGGAGAUUCAGGGGCUCGUCAGCUGUGUGAGGGGCUCAGGAGUGACAACUGUAAAUUAGGGACACUGGGGUUCAGGUUAUGUGGUCUCACCUCGGCCUGCUGCUCAGCUCUCUCCUCGGUCCUCUUGUCUCCAAACUCACAGCUGACAUAUCUGGAUCUGAACGACAACAAUCUGGGAGAUACAGGGGCUCGUCAGCUGAGUGAGGGUCUUAGGAGUGACAACUGUAAAUUAGAAACACUGGAGCUGGAGAACAACGGGAUCAGUGAGAGUGAGGAGAGGAACCUGAGGUCACUACAGGAGGAGCUGAGGAGGUCUGGACGGCGGCUGACUAUCAACACAUGGGAAGAUCAGCAGUGGUGACCAGACUGACCCUGCUGUCAAUGACGGAGCCUCCCAUCUGAGCACCCAUAAAUUCUCCUCUUUCUUCUUUUUAUUCUCCUCUCUGCUCUGCUCCUCAUUUAAUAAACUCUCAAUGUUCCCCCAGA
Molecule: messenger RNA, 3325 nt
Organism: Polypterus senegalus (gray bichir)
Lineage: Eukaryota; Metazoa; Chordata; Cladistia; Polypteriformes; Polypteridae
Exons: 16
Coding region: 81-3200 (1039 amino acids)
Biological process (GO): regulation of apoptotic process
Cellular component (GO): cytoplasm
Molecular function (GO): protein binding
Source: RefSeq, a predicted model, not a curated record